CUGAUUUGUUAUUUCUUCUUAAUAUUCACACUCUCUUCCUUCGCCUAGAAGCUAAUAAUCUCAUCCUCUUUUUCCUUUAUCCGCUUCACAGAUUACAUACUAAACCCUAACCACUCGAAAUUCCUGUUUCAAUUCGGUUUCCCAUAAUCAAGUGAGUUACCUAAUUCGCCUUGACUCAACUCUAGGGUUUUCAAUUUUAUUUUGUGAUGAUCAGACGGUCUUAAUUGCAGCUUUAAGCUCGUGGCUUACUUUUGGGAAAUUACAAGGACCAUAAAGAGAACAGGCCUUGUUGUUUCAUAAAAGAUUUUUGGAAGUGAGGUUCUCAUGAGAAUUUUUAGGGGAAUGCAGAAAGUAGUUCGCGAGGAUCAAAGGGAAGUAAGCUGCUGCAAGAAAUCAUUCAGCAAAGGUAUUGGUGUGACUGCCCCAAAGGCCAGGAAGCGAGAUAAAUUGAAAGUAUUUCUCUAAUUUGGGUAAAGGCAGAGUGACUGUUCUGUGGGUCUCUAGUUGAAGAAGGGCAGCAAAAAUGACACGGAUACUUGUUCAGAGGGGUUCUACCGGGUCUUCAUCAUCGUCGACAAACCAGAACAGGUCGUCAGUUUCACUCCCUGGAUCAUCUGCUUCUUCUUCAGCUUCAUCACAGCCACAGGUUUCUAGCACUAGUCAAGUGCCAUCAACUCUGAAAGAUGAUGAGUUGUUGGGAGAACUUUCAGAAUCGAUUGUCUUGGAUGAGUUUUCAGUUGGUUCCUUCAAUCACAAAGGUGGUGAUGAUGAAGCUUCAGUAGAAAGCUUUGGCUGUGACCAAAGCCUCCCUGAAGAAAAGAUUGUUGACAAUGAGAAGGUAAGUGAUGGUGCUUUUGUCUGUGGGGACUCCGUAAAAGGAUCUUGUGGUUUAAGAGUUGAGGUAGCGGAAAAUGAGGGUACUUCUUUGGCGGGGGCUAAAGGUAGUUCUUGUCCACCUCCUCCUCCACCUCCUAUCCCACCUCCUAAACCUGCUUCACUAAACCCUAGCCCAAGGAAAUUUUCAUUAGGUAGUUCAAAUGCAGUACGGAUAGGAUCAUCUAGGGAAUUUGUUGGGCAGACCAAUGUGUCAACUAGGACUUCACCUACUGGAUCUAGGCCAUCCUCUCCACGGUCACACUGUGAAAGUGAAGGUUAUAAUAGCGCAGAUGAGCAGAAUCCCAACUUUGGAUCCUCACGCAAUGAUGUGGAGAGAGAGCAUCAGUUUGAAAUUGAUAUAAGAAGAGCCAAAGGCUUAGAAGUUAAGAAAAUGCGUGAAGAUGGGAACUGCCUCUUCCGUGCAGUUGCUGACCAAGUAUAUGGUGAUUCUGAAGCUUAUGAUUUGGUCAGGCAGAUGUGCAUCGAUUACAUGGAGCGCGAAAGAGACCACUUCUCUCAGUUUAUAACUGAAGGAUUCACAUCCUACUGCAAGAGAAAAAGGAGAGACAAGGUCUACGGCAACAAUGUGGAAAUCCAAGCAUUAUCUGAAAUGUAUAAUCGCCCUAUCCAUAUAUAUUCUUACAGCAUUGAACCAAUGAACACGUUCCAUGGAAGUUAUAACUCAGACACGCCUCCUAUCCGUCUCAGUUAUCAUCAUGGAAAUCAUUACAACUCCCUCAUUGAUCCUCGCCGAUUAUCAGUUGGUGCUGGGCUUGGGUUUAGCUGUCUGCGAGGGAAAAAUGUCGACAAGGAUAAUGUAAAAGCUGCAAUUAAAGCUCAGCAGGACCAACAGAUUGAUAACGCGCUUCUAGCUGAAGGACGCUUCUACUCAGAUGUCGAGCUCACUGAAAAGGAAAUGGAACACAUGGUGAUUGAAGCUUCUAGGGCUGAGUAUAUUGCACAUGAUAAUAAGUUCCGGCAACAGCUUGGUCAUCGAGAAUCUUCCACAUCCGGUGCUGAACCAUCAUCUUCAGGAACUAGGUCAUCAGGAAGUGAGAAACGGCAGGAAGCUGGGCGAGAGCUCAGUUCGUCGGAUUCUACCUUUAGCGACUGCAUCCAGGUUAUGCUAUCGAUGGGUUUCAGCUAUCCACGAGUGAUUGAGGCUUAUAGUAUAUUUGGGGAUGAUGUUGAUUCUAUGGUUUGUUAUCUCAUAGAAACCAGCUGUAGCAGCAGGCGCAAAGGAAAAGCAACUGAAUGAGGAAACUGAGAAAAAAUUUAAAUGGAUAACAGCCUCUUGAGUUUUUCUAGUAUUUUAAGCAUUUGCUUUGUGUUUCGUUGUCUUUUGAGUACGGACUAUCUUAUAUGGAUUAUUCUAAUGUUUCUCUAAGUCUACUGUGAAUUCUAUUACUUUUGAUGCUGCCUGCCUUCUGAUGUUACAUGGAAUAGCUUGUGUAUGUGAAUAAUGCCAUAUAAGUUUGGACAAGAAUAAUACGAUCAUGUUGUAAUUCAUGUUAA
Solanum dulcamara is the source of this 2391-nucleotide messenger RNA. Its product is annotated as OVARIAN TUMOR DOMAIN-containing deubiquitinating enzyme 6-like. NCBI's taxonomy places the organism in Eukaryota, Viridiplantae, Streptophyta, Magnoliopsida, Solanales, Solanaceae. The transcript is spliced from 9 exons. The record is from RefSeq and is a predicted model, not a curated record. Gene Ontology annotation, biological process: protein deubiquitination. Gene Ontology annotation, molecular function: K63-linked deubiquitinase activity; protein binding; cysteine-type deubiquitinase activity. Bases 524 to 2134 code for a protein of 536 amino acids.